AUGGCCGCCUUCAACGAUCCGCAGAAACUAGCGGAUGCCAUCGCACUUGCCCAAAGCUUUAAAUCAGGGCAGUUCAGCGAGAAGAGAGAUAGAAAAUCCAAAGCACGAGUGGAAGCCAUUGACAUUGCGGACAGCUCCGAAAUACAUCGCGAUCGUACCUGGCACACGCGACAGCAGCUUGUCGCAGAGAAAAAUAGACAAUAUGCUGCUGCCGGAUUUGUUCAGCCUUCUCAAAGGCACUAUAGUAACGAUGUCCUAGAUAAAGGUUGGCAAAUUGGACAACUAAGGGCUGAAGAUGCUGUAAUCGGGAAAGCCGUGUUCGACUUUCUUAAUAGAAAUGACCUAGCCCCGACGCCAGCUGCGACUCCUGAGCCCAUAAACAGGCUCCCACCGACUUCCGAAACGACUGCAGAUUUGACCAGCCCCAGAUCAUCAGCAGCGACUCCUAAGCCCACAGUUAAGCUUCCACCGACUCCAGAAACGACUGUGAAUUUUACUGGCCCCAGAUCACCAACAUCAGCCAGUGCUAGUACGCCGCUGACACCCGAGAGCCUAAUUCAAGGGCCCGGAGACAACCAUACCAGCCCGGCGGACAGUCCUCAGAAACCUGCCGAUGAGCAGGAGGCCGACCAGCUUGCCGAACUACUCAGCUCUUUCUCCUUCAAGGAGAAAAGUUCGACAGGGGAUGAUCCAGGAAACAUCAUGGAUAGAUUUUUGGAGUUACUAGCCAAAAAAGAGAUGUCUGAACACUUGAGCCAAGACAAGCAGUCGUGUGUCAAGAUUAGCCACACUACGACUCAUGACGAUGCUAAACAAGAAGAAAAACAUGGUUUCGAGGAAACCACUACGACCUCUCAGCAUCAUCAACCAAUGAAGGCGGACCAACCUGUCUCCAUCAAUGCAAAUGCCGACCUACUUACAACCAAGAGCAAGCAACUCUGUCCAAAGGCGCCUGCUUUUGCACCGUCGAAGGCAGAGUCUGCCAACGGUGGUAUAGAAAAUCUUUCACCGAAAGAAAUUGAGGUUACAGAUAACGAUCAGCAUCAGGGAGAAAAAUUGCCCUUUACCGGUCAGUUCAGUUCAUCCUCCGACGGUACGCCAUACGGACACUGGCCAGCUACCGAAAAAGUAACCCCUGCACUUCCUGUGACUUAUACAGUUUGGGUCCCAGUUCACUAUCCAAUGCCUAACGCAUUCUCUGAUUCAACUAUGGCAAUGAAUGGAACGCAGGCUGGAGCCCCAAACUUGGGCAGCCGCCAACCACAGCCAAUGCAAGGUCUUUCAGCUUCCAAAUGGGCACACCAGCCACCGAAGUCUGGGUAA
Molecule: messenger RNA, 1323 nt
Organism: Metarhizium robertsii ARSEF 23
Lineage: Eukaryota; Fungi; Ascomycota; Sordariomycetes; Hypocreales; Clavicipitaceae
Exons: 2
Coding region: 1-1323 (440 amino acids)
Source: RefSeq, a predicted model, not a curated record